AUGAGCUUUCAAACCGUAGGUAAUUCGUGGCAUUUACAGGAGACCGACUUUUUCAUUCUUUUGAAAGAAGCUACUUCUAUCUAUCUAUCUAUCUAUCUAUCUAUCUAUCUAUCUAUUUCAUUCAUCUAUCUAUCUAUCUAUCCCAAUCUGUUCAUAUCUAUCUAUCAUCUAUCUAUCUAUCUAUUCAUCUAUCUAUCUAUCUAUCUAUAUCAUCUGUUCUAUCUAUCUGUUCUAUCUAUCUAUCUAUCUAUCUGUUCUAUCUAUCUAUCUAUCUAUCUAUCUAUCUAUCUAUCUAUCUAUUAUUCAGUCAUUCUCUUCAUCUAUCUAUCUAUCUAUCUAUCUAUCUAUCUAUCUAUCUAUCUAUUUCUAUCAACCACAUAUCUAUCUAUCUAUCUAUCUUUAUCUAUCUAUCUAUCUAUCUAUCUAUCUAUCUCAGUCUGUUCUAUCUAUCUGUUCUCUAUCUAUCUAUCUAUCUAUCUAUCUAUCUAUCUAUCUAUCUAUCUAUCUAUCUAUCUAUCUAUCUAUCAACCACAAGCUACUCGUAUCUAUGCAUCUGCUAAAUUACAGUUAUUUGAAGUAAACAAAUAG
This is a messenger RNA of Acanthosepion pharaonis, 588 nucleotides long. Lineage: Eukaryota; Metazoa; Mollusca; Cephalopoda; Sepiida; Sepiidae. The record is from the annotation of a GenBank genome assembly.